Messenger RNA from Labrus mixtus (cuckoo wrasse), 4184 nucleotides. RefSeq names its product SH3-domain binding protein 1 (gene sh3bp1). Gene Ontology annotation, cellular component: intracellular anatomical structure; cytosol; cytoplasm. Gene Ontology annotation, molecular function: GTPase activator activity; protein binding. NCBI's taxonomy places the organism in Eukaryota, Metazoa, Chordata, Actinopteri, Labriformes, Labridae. Gene Ontology annotation, biological process: regulation of actin cytoskeleton organization; regulation of Rac protein signal transduction; signal transduction. The coding region runs from base 437 to 2569 and encodes 710 amino acids. The transcript is spliced from 18 exons. The record is from RefSeq and is a predicted model, not a curated record.
UUUGCCUCUGGAAAACUGAUUGAAAAAAUACUGUACCAUUUAAAUCCCAACCUCUCUCAAAGUCUUAAUGCUAAAUCAAUCAUUCUACACUACGAGUACAUGUAGUGUUGUCUUCAUAAAAUAACUUUUAAAUCAUAGUGUGACAGUCAAUCCUCUCAAAAUCUCUCUUCCUCCACACAACUGACACGGUGUGCAACUUCCGCAUUCACUGUCAGUGUUAGACGUGACUUCAGAGCACGCUUCUGAAACAAGAACAAGACCGACUGCCAAAACACAAACACCUACAGAGACGAAACUGAACCGUCCGUAUCAUCUUUCCUUGAUGAAGUAACUCGGCUGUGACCCGGUGUGGAGGUUUUCUUGGUCCGGAUUUCUUGUGAGGCCGAGUUGGACGGAGGAGAUCAGCUAGAAACGCUGCUUUGACUCCGCUGCCAGCAUGCUCCGGCAGUCUCUGAGCAUCCUGAAGCAGUUUGGCUCUGCAGCAAAGUCACAAGAUGCCACCGAACUUCUACAUGAAGAUCUGGUCCUGGUGGAGCAGCGGGUGGAGCCGGCCAAGAAGGCAGCUCAGGUCCUUCACAAGAAGCUGCAAGGCUGCAUGCAGAGUCAGUCUGGACUGGAGGCUGAAAAACGAAUGAAAAAGCUCCCUCUGAUGCUGCUGUCCGUCAGCAUGGCAGAGAGCCUCAAAGACUUUGACGCUGGCUCCUCUAUCAGGAGGGUGUUGGAAAUGUGCUGUUUCAUGGAGAAGAUACUAGCGAGCAUGCUAGCAGACUUUGAGAUGAAAGUGGAGAAGGACGUUCUGGAGCCACUCAACAAAUUGAGCGAGGAGGAUUUGCCAGAAAUUCUGAAGAACAAGAAACAGUUUGCAAAGCUUAACACUGACUGGAACAACGCAAGAAUCAGGAGUCAAGCCAGCACUGGUGCCCAGGCCAAGCAGGAUGGACUCAGGGAGGAAGUGGAGGAAGCUUGGAGGAGGUUGGAAAGCAUUAAGGACCAGUACUCUGCAGAUCUGUACCACUUUGCAACUAAAGAGGAAGACUACGCUAACUACUUCAUCUGUCUUCUCGAGCUGCAAGCAGAAUACCACAAACAUUCCCAUGAGUUUUUGGAAAAAAACAUCAGCGAGCUCAAGGAAAACCACAGUCAAAAAGGGUUGGCCCUUAGCCUCAACAACCAGAAGGUCUACGGGGAACCUCUGCUCUCCCAUCUGUCUCUGAGUGAGAGAGAAAUCGCUGCGCCCAUUCAGGAGUGUAUUCACAUGCUGCUGAGAACAGGCAUGAGGGAGGAGGGUCUGUUUCGUCUGGCAGCAGCAGCAUCAGUGGUGAAGAGGCUAAAAAGUUGUUUGGAUCAAGAGAACGUUGACCACAGUGAGUUCAGCAUGGACCCUCACGCUGUAGCAGGAGCUUUGAAGUGUUACCUGCGAGAACUACCUGAACCUCUUUUGACAUCUGAACUCUACAAUGACUGGUUUAAAGCAGCAGGGGAAAAAGACCUGACAGAGAAACUAGAGCAAUUCAGAGUCCUACUGAAGAAACUACCACCUGAAAACUACAACAAUCUCAGGUACCUGGUCCAGUUCCUGUCUCUGUUGUCUGAGCACCAGGCCGUAAACAAGAUGACACCCAGUAACAUCGCCAUCGUCCUGGGGCCAAACCUACUCUGGCCACAAGUUGAAGGAGAAGCUGCUUUGUUCGACAUGGCGUCAGCUUCAUCAGUCCAAGUGGUGACCGUCAUCGAGCCUCUUAUUCAGUACAGCUCCAGUCUUUUCCCUGAAGCUGUAUCCUUUGAGGUCCCAGAAGUUCCAGGAGUACCAGAUGUGACGCUGCCAGCUCCCGUUGCUCAGACUCUGUCCUCAGAAAAGGAGAUACUGAGCAGAACAGUCUCCUCCUCUUCGUCUACAGCCUCCUCCUGCUCCACAUAUCACCUCCCUCUCUCAAAGUCAAACAGCUCAGCCUCUCAGGACAGCGGCAUUUUCUGCCUGGUGAAAUCUGGCUCUGUGAGUCGCGGUGGCACCUCCACCUGGUCCAGCCCUGCAGCUGAGACACCGGCCUCAAGUCAUCCAAACGCAACAUCCAGCAGCUCACCACUGUUCAAUGCCAGCCCUGUUGUUUUCCAAAACACUUCUGCUGCCUGUAGCUCCACAGCAAACCUUCCUAAAGCUUCAGGAGCUGCACCAAACCCAGGUCAGGUCAGGAGUCCUACACAGAAACAGAGCUCAGAUCAAGGCCAGCUGGAUCCAAUUUUAGAGGCACCGCCUGAUUCUCCAAGAGCAAGUGUAAAGAUCACCUCACCAUAUAAACCAAAAAGAUCUUUCAACAUGAACAAACCCCUCCAGCCAAACGAGCAGUUGGCAGUUCAUUACUCUAAACCCAGAGUGCCGGCACCUGCACCUCCCAGCAAAGCCCCAGUCGCUGCAGAGACAAGGACCCAACCGCCGACGCCGGCACCCAGAGGUCAGACCCUCAGCCUCAAAAAGCCUCCUCUGAAAAAGCCUGGACUGAGAGCCCCGAACUGCCCGCCACCCCUUCCUCCGCCAUCACAGGCGAAAGGGGUUCCCUCGAUAGUACAGUGAGAAAUAUGACGCAAAUGAUGUUACCUUUGGUAAAAGUGUUAAUCAUACUAUGUUUUCUAUGGCUACAGGGGCUACAGGUGUCACACAGCAAGUUUCUGAUGAUGAGGGAAUGCUAGCUCUGAACAGGAAGGAGACACAAUUGUCACCAUUUUGGGCAGCAGCAAAAUACUGUUUAACAGAGGCCCUGAGCAGACAUGCAUCCAUACCUUUUAUUUAUUCAAUGUUCCCAGUAUUUUCAUAUUCCAUUUUUUGUUUAGGAUUAGGAUACAAAAAAACAUGCCAGCAGAGGGCUGGAUUCAGCCUGGAUUUAAGUGGGGAAAUAAAGUAAAAUAAAACAAGUUAGAUGAUAUUCUAAAACAUCUUUAAAAUAUUUAUUUUGUGGGACGCUGGUAGCCUAGUGGUUAGUGCGUGCCCCAUGUACGUAGGCUGUAGUCUUCCAAGCAGGCGGCCUGGGCUCAAAUCCAACCUGUGGCUCCUUUCCUGCAUGUCAUUCCCCACUCUCUCUCUCUCUCUCCACAUUUCCACUGUCCUAGCUCUUACUAAAAGCAUAAAAAAAACCAUAUUUAAGAAAUAUACUGUAUUUACUGUAUAUAUAUAUAUAUGUACAGAGAGAGAGAGAUUGCACUAGAAGGCUGUUGUGAUUCAGUUACAAAGUAGAUGAGGUAAAUAUUAGUGUAUGAAAGAAUGAAUGGAAGAUUUGGUACAUAUAAAAUAUUGCAUCAAAUAGCAACUUUAUCAAACACUGAUUAAUGACUCAGUGGAAGCAGCUGAGGCUCUUUCCGUUUGUGUGGAUUUUGGCGCCCCCUAUGUACAAAUAUGCAUCGUGAAGUCCCCUUGGGAGUCAGGGUUUGGUAUUCCUUAAAAGUCUGUACCAGGGCGCUGGAUAGCCUAGCGGUUAUGACGCCAUCCCCAUGUACAGAGGCUUUAGUCUUCAUUGCAGCGGCUGUGGUUUCGAAUCUGACCUCGACCAUUUUGCUGCACGUCAUCCUCCACACUCUCCUCCCAACAUUUCCUGUCUCUUUUCAGCUGUCCUUUCUAAUAAAGGCAAAAAGGUCCCACAAAUAACUUUAUCCUAUCCAGUUUUUCUUUGAACAACGGGCAUAAAAGUGAGCUGGAUUACCUGAUCCUUGGUAGAAAGAAAAGUGGGUAACCAAAUCUGGAUUCAUUUUAUCUGUGUUCAACCUUUAAUAUGACUGAGCCCAGGAGAUAAGAGAUGAUAAAGUCGAGAUUUUGAGAAAACAACCAAGAAGUUGCUUGUAAUCACAGGAGAAUAUGUAUAUAUGUAUAGAUGAAUGCCUGCUUUGGCCUUCAUUAGUGUUACAGUACUGCUCCCUACUCUGGAGCUACCUUUAAAUAAACAAGGUUUUAUAGCCUGCUAGGUUACAGGAAUUGUAAAGUUUGAUACUUUUCUGGAUAUCUGUUUGAAUUGAGGUGUUGCAGCUUGGUCAGGUUAUGGUGUACCAAUAUUUCUGUAACCACUAUUAUUUAUUUAUUCUUUGGUACUGAUGUCUGAUGUAUUUCCUAGAAUGCAAAGGUGAUGUCAGAGAAAUCAAACUUUCUGGAUUUAAAAAAACAAACAUAAUAAAUGGAUCCAACCAUCCAUAACUGCUCUCCA